Molecule: messenger RNA, 459 nt
Organism: Triticum turgidum subsp. durum (durum wheat)
Lineage: Eukaryota; Viridiplantae; Streptophyta; Magnoliopsida; Poales; Poaceae
Source: the annotation of a GenBank genome assembly
AUGGCGCCCAAGGCCGAGAAGAAGCCGGCGGCGAAGAAGCCAGUGGAGGAGGAGCCCGCGGCGGAGAAGGCCGAGAAGACCCCGGCCGGGAAGAAGCCCAAGGCCGAGAAGCGGCUGCCGGCGGGCAAGUCGUCGGCGGCGGCCAAGGAGGGCGGCAAGGCGAAGAAGAAGGCCAAGAAGAGCGUGGAGACGUACAAGAUCUACAUCUUCAAGGUGCUGAAGCAGGUGCACCCCGACAUCGGCAUCUCCUCCAAGGCCAUGUCCAUCAUGAACUCCUUCAUCAACGACAUCUUCGAGAAGCUCGCCGGCGAGGCCGCUAAGCUGGCGAGGUACAACAAGAAGCCCACCAUCACGUCCCGGGAGAUCCAGACCUCCGUCCGCCUCGUCCUCCCCGGCGAGCUCGCCAAGCACGCCGUCUCCGAGGGCACCAAGGCUGUCACCAAGUUCACCUCCUCCUGA